Molecule: messenger RNA, 1327 nt
Organism: Salpingoeca rosetta
Lineage: Eukaryota; Choanoflagellata; Craspedida; Salpingoecidae
Exons: 13
Coding region: 95-1327 (410 amino acids)
Biological process (GO): mRNA 3'-end processing
Cellular component (GO): nucleus
Molecular function (GO): mRNA binding; protein binding
Source: RefSeq, a predicted model, not a curated record
GUUGUGGCAAAAGUCACCCAAGAGUGGGCAAAAUCAGCGUGUGUUGGUAAAAUCAACUGCAACGAGCACAAGAGACACGAACAAGACACUGACGAUGGAUCCCGCUGUGCGAGCGGCAAGGGCCGCACUGGCCAAGAACCCACUGAACGUGGGCGCCUGGAACGAAGUGCUUCGUCUCUCCGUGAGGGAACCGCCCGAGAAGCGCCGAGAGGUGUUCGAGGAAUACCUCGAACUUUUCCCCACAAGAGCCAGCGUGUGGCGACAAUACAUCGAGUUCGAGAUUGCGCACAAGCACUAUGAGCAAACCAAAGAGCUCUUCAAGCGAUGCUUGAUGAAAUGCCCCUUCAUCGGCCUGUGGGAGCUGUACAUCAAGUUUCUCGAAGACACCAACACCCCGCGCGAGGAAAUGCUGUCUGCGUUGAAGCUGGCCGUGGACACAAUGAAGCCUGAUAUCGACUCCUACAGUCUAUGGCGAAAGUACAUCAACCUCUUCAAGAAUGAGCCGACAGAUGGCAAACGGCCCCACGAGGUUUCCCGCCUCACCAUGGACACCAGAUCACUCUACCAGACGAGCAUUGCGCUGCCCCAUCGCGGUGUCGACAAGAUCUGGAAGGAGUACCUUGACUGGGAAACGAACAUGAACCAAGCCAUCGCCUCCAAGUACACCAAAGAAAAGGGACCGCUUCACUCGAACGCACGGGCGGUGACGGCAAAGAUUGAGCAGCUGUGCCGGCGCCUGCGCAAGGACUUCCCGUCGCUGCCACCAGAGAUGCGCGAUGGUAUCCUUGCCGAGCAGCAGCGGCUGUGGGAGCAGCUGGUGGCGUACGAGCGCAGCAACCCGCUCAAGCUGGACCACGACCACCUCGUUGUGGAGCGCGUGUACUUUGUCUACCGCCAGUACCUGCUCUGCUUCAACAGAUACCCAACUGUGUGGUAUGAGGCGGCCAUGUAUCUGCACGACGCUGCACGCGCCGCCCAGACGAAGGGGGAUACGGAGAGCGCUGAGCGGUGGCAGGGGGCGGCCAAUGCGCUGCUGGCGGAGGGGCGGACCGCAUGUCCUGCAGACCUCAUCCUCCAUUUUGCACACGCAGACCUCCUCGAAACACAGGCAAACAUUCCGGAAGCAAAGAAAAUCUACAAAUCGCUAUUGGCGCAGCCAGAUCUGCCCAACGCGACGCUCGUGUAUGUGCAAUUCCUCAAACACACGCGCAGAACCGAAGGCGUCAAGGCCGCGCGAGAGGUGUUCAAGGCAGCGCGGUCUGACGAUCGCGUCGACCAUCACGUGUACACGGCGUCAGCCAUGAUGGAGCUCGCAAGGUUGAAAUGA